Fomitiporia mediterranea MF3/22 is the source of this 884-nucleotide messenger RNA. RefSeq lists its product as uncharacterized. Bases 33 to 725 code for a protein of 230 amino acids. The record is from RefSeq and is a predicted model, not a curated record. The transcript has 4 exons. Lineage: Eukaryota; Fungi; Basidiomycota; Agaricomycetes; Hymenochaetales; Hymenochaetaceae.
ACCUUCACCUUCGCUGUCCAUCUCGCCACAGAAUGUAUCUCACCGGUAUACACAUCCCAGGCGAACGCCUUGCGUUGGGUGCUGAAGGCCUUGUUACCUCUUCGAUCUUCAUAUAUACUGCAGCUGCCUUUCAUGUAGGGCGCAAUUCGAUGAAAGUCGCUGCAGAAAAAGGGGGCCAGAUAAAGUCGAUGCCGACGAGUCUUGUGGGGAAGAUUGUUUCGCCCAUUCACGCUGCGGGGAUGAUGCUUCCGGUUAUAACAUAUCUGGUCGCAGUUCCGCUGAACGGAUGCGCUCAGCCUGGCUUUAUUUCUCGGUUUGCCUUGCCAAAUUUCCGGCUCAGUGAGGAUGUCGUAAAUCUACUGAGGGUAGCUUCGACUGUAGGCUUGAUUGGGACUUGGAAGUUGCUCAUGCAAACUGUGAGCCUUCUAGGGAAAAGCGGCACUUUUCAUCAUAUUGGAGUGAGGGAGAGGCCGAAGCUCGUUACUUCAGGACCAUUCGCAGUCGUUAGACAUCCCCUGUACACCUGUGCGUUGCUGCAAAACCUGGUACUUGCAGGAUUGAUUUGGAAUUAUAUACCACUCUAUGCCCUUGCUAUUUGCGGUGUCGCAUUUGCAGUAAAGGUGCCAAUAGAGGAGAACCUUAUGGAGUCAGACGCCGAAAUCGGACCACAAUACAAAGCAUACAAGGAGAAGGUUCCCUACAGACUUAUUCCCGGAGUUUGGUAAUUGCUAGGCUAGGAUUUCGAACAAGUUUGUACAUCUCACAGCACAGGCACUGAUAGUUACUUAAAACUAUUUUCGGCCUACAUAUAAUAUUGACCAUGACGUCAUUCAAUGACUAAGUAAAUGCUUCUAUUCAGAAAAAGUCAAUAUACUCCCCUUAUC